Messenger RNA from Nothoprocta perdicaria, 7098 nucleotides. RefSeq names its product golgi glycoprotein 1 (gene GLG1). Bases 1 to 3270 code for a protein of 1089 amino acids. NCBI's taxonomy places the organism in Eukaryota, Metazoa, Chordata, Aves, Tinamiformes, Tinamidae. Gene Ontology annotation, cellular component: Golgi membrane. The record is from RefSeq and is a predicted model, not a curated record. Gene Ontology annotation, molecular function: fibroblast growth factor binding. The transcript is spliced from 27 exons.
AUGGCGGCGUGCGGACGUGUCCGGAGCCGCUGGCCGGGCCCGGCGCCGCUGCUGCCGCUGCUGCUCGUGGCGCUGGCCGUUUGCCGCGAGGACGUGCUGCGCCUCUGCUCCAAGCACAGCUGGGCCAACAACCUCGCCGUGCUCGAGUGCCUGCAGGACGUKCGCGAGCCAGAUAAUGAAAUCUCUUCAGACUGCAAUCAUCUCUUGUGGAACUACAAGCUGAACCUGACUACAGAUCCAAAGUUCGAGUCCGUGGCCAGAGAAGUCUGCAAAUCYACUAUUGCCGAGAUCAAAGAGUGUGCGGAUGAACCGGUUGGUAAAGGUUUCCUGGUGUCRUGUUUGGUGGACCACAGAGGAAACAUCACUGAGUACCAGUGCCAUCAGUACAUCACCAAAAUGACAGCCAUCAUCUUCAGCGACUACCGGCUCAUUUGUGGCUUCAUGGAUGACUGCAAGGCUGACAUCAACCUCCUCAAGUGUGGCAGCAUUCGACCCGGAGAAAAGGAUGCCCACUCGCAAGGAGAGGUGGUGGCAUGCCUGGAGAAAGGCCUGGUGAAAGAGGCCGAGGAGACCAAUCCGCGAAUCCAGGUGUCUGAUCAGUGCAAGAAAGCAAUUCUGCGCGUGGCCGAGCUCUCCUCGGACGACUUCCACUUGGACCGGCACCUCUACUUCGCCUGCCGAGACGACAGGGAGCGGUUUUGUGAAAACACACAGGCUGGGGAAGGCCGAGUUUACAAGUGCCUGUUUAACCACAAGUUUGAGGAAUCAAUGAGUGAAAAGUGUCGUGACGCAUUGACAACCCGCCAGAAGCUGAUUGCCCARGACUACAAAGUGAGUUACUCGCUGGCCAAGUCCUGCAAGAGUGACCUGAAGAAGUAUCGCUGUAACGUGGAGAACCUUCCGCGCUCCCGAGAAGCCCGGCUUUCCUACCUGCUCAUGUGCCUCGAGUCUGCUGUGCACAGAGGUCGACAAGUGAGCAGCGAGUGCCAGGGUGAAAUGCUGGACUACAGGCGCAUGCUGAUGGAGGACUUCUCCCUGAGCCCGGAGAUCAUCCUGAGCUGCCGAGGGGAGAUCGAGCACCACUGCUCGGGCCUGCACCGCAAGGGGCGCACCCUGCACUGCCUCAUGAAAGUGGUCCGAGGGGAGAAGGGGAACGUGGGCCUCAACUGUCAGCAGGCACUCCAAACGCUGAUCCAAGAGACGGACCCCGGUGCAGAUUACCGCAUCGACCGCGCUCUCAACGAGGCCUGCGAGUCGGUCAUACAGACUGCCUGCAAGCACAUCCGCUCUGGAGAUCCCAUGAUUCUGUCUUGUCUGAUGGAGCAUUUAUACACAGAGAAGAUGGUAGAGGAUUGUGAGCAUCGGCUCCUGGAGCUGCAGUAUUUUAUAUCCCGUGAUUGGAAGCUGGAUACGGUCCUUUACCGCAAGUGCCAGGGCGAUGCCUCGCGGCUCUGUCAUACCCACGGCUGGAAUGAGACUAGCGAGCUGAUGCCGCCGGGCGCCGUGUUCUCCUGCUUGUACCGGCACGCGUACCGCACGGAGGAGCAGGGCCGCAGGCUAUCACGAGAGUGCAGAGCAGAAGUGCAGAGAAUCCUCCACCAGCGAGCCAUGGAUGUGAAACUGGAUCCRGCUCUCCAGGACAAGUGUAUGGUUGACUUGGGGAAAUGGUGCAGUGAAAAGACAGAGACAGGGCAGGAACUAGAAUGUCUUCAGGACCAUCUUGAUGACUUGGUGUCCGAUUGCAGAGACAUAGUGGGAAAUCUUACGGAGCUGGAGUCUGAGGACAUUCAGAUCGAAGCCUUGCUGAUGAGAGCCUGUGAGCCCAUCAUCCAGACGUUCUGUCAUGAGGUGGCAGAUAACCAGAUUGAUUCCGGGGACCUGAUGGAGUGUCUGAUACAGAACAAACACCAGAAGGAGAUGAAUGAGAAGUGUGCAAUUGGAGUUACUCAUUUCCAGCUGGUUCAAAUGAAAGACUUUCGCUUCUCUUACAAGUUUAAAAUGGCUUGCAAGGAGGAUGUGCUGAAACUCUGCCCCAACAUCAAGAAAAAGGUGGAUGUAGUGAUCUGCCUGAGCACAACUGUGCGCAAUGAUACUUUGCAGGAUGCCAAGGAGCACAGGGUGUCUUUGAAGUGCCGCAAACAGCUGCGUGUUGAGGAGCUGGAGAUGACUGAGGAUAUCAGACUUGAACCAGAACUGUACGAGGCUUGUAAAAGUGACAUCAAGAAUUACUGCCAAAAUGUAGCCUAUGGCAAUGCUCAGAUUAUUGAGUGCUUGAAGGAGAUCAAGAAGCAGUUGAGUUCCCGGUGUCACCAGAAGGUGUUUAAACUGCAGGAGACAGAGAUGAUGGAUCCAGAACUGGACUACACGCUCAUGAGAGUCUGCAAGCAGAUGAUCAAGCGAUUUUGUCCAGAGGCAGACUCAAAAAACAUGCUGCAGUGUCUGAAACAGAAUAAGAACAGUGAAGUAAUGGAUCCUAAAUGCAAGCAAAUGAUUACCAAGCGCCAGAUUACACAGAACACAGAUUACCGCUUAAAUCCUGUGCUCCGGAAGGCCUGCAAAGCAGACAUCCCCAAAUUUUGCCAGAAUAUCCUGAACAGAGCCAAGGAUGAUACAGAGUUAGAGGGACAAGUGAUCUCAUGUCUGAAGCUGAAAUAUGCAGACCAGCGUCUCUCUCCAGACUGUGAGGACCAAAUCCGAGUGAUAAUCCAGGAAUCGGCUCUUGAUUAUCGACUGGAUCCCCAGCUUCAGAUGCAUUGCUCUGAAGAGAUUUCCAGCCUGUGUGCAGAAGAAGCAGCAGCUCAGGAGCAGACUGGGCAGGUGGAAGAAUGUCUGAAAGUGAAUCUGCUGAAAAUAAAAGCCGAAAUGUGCAAGAAGGAAGUGCUCAACAUGCUGAAAGAAAGCAAAGCAGAUAUAUUUGUUGACCCAGUACUCCACACGGCCUGUGCCCUAGACAUCAAGCACCACUGCGCCGCCAUUCCUCCGGGAAGAGGACGCCAAAUGUCCUGCUUAAUGGAAGCUCUGGAGGACAAGCGCGUGAGGCUGCAGCCCGAGUGCAAGAAACGCCUUAACGACCGUAUCGAGAUGUGGAGCUACGCCGCGAAGGUUGCUCCAGCUGAAGGCUUUUCCGACCUUGCCAUGCAAGUUAUGACCUCUCCGUCCAAGAAUUAUAUAUUGUCUGUGAUCACAGUGGGCAUCUGUGUACUCUUCCUGAUCGGCCUGAUGUGUGGACGCAUCACCAAGCGGGUGACAAGAGAGCUCAAGGACAGGUAGAGCCUGGAUUGCCUGCUGAAGAAAUGCCUGCCCAGUGCCCAGUUUUGUACAGCCCUCUUCUGUAUAGUCUACCCACCCCCUCUUGUGAGAGAGGAAUAAAAAGAAAAAAAAAAUUAGAACAGCAGCAGGUGUUGGCUCAGUUUUCCCAUCCUGGAUCUCAUCCAUGGCAUCUUCAUCCUAUGGAAGUUUGUGUGCAACAUUGGCAGCCCAGCCAGCRGCUUUUGUUACCCCUUUGUUAGCAGACUCUCGUUUACCUGCCUGUAGACAAGUCUCUAUUGUGCUGUUGGAACUGCCUUCACUCUCCRAAUCAGACUGACGUGACCUGCAACUCAAGCAGUUUUUAAGUAAAUUUUUAAAGAAAGACAUAUAUCUGCAUUCCGACUGUAUGGUUUAGGUAAUGGUUCAUUCUGAAAUAUAGUCAUCCUCUGUGGCUGGGUGAAAUUAAGGCAGGAAAUUAAGGGUAAUUUGCAUCUUACACCACAGUUGGCCUUGUUUUGGACAUCUUGCUCAUCUUAUGUAAAGUAUCUUCAGAGCAUAGCCUUGGACAACCUAAGGACACCAGUCAUUGGUGUCAUCUUCUAGUGAAUAUCCUGCUUUUGUUACUGUGGAUUUAUUUUUUGGCUGAAAAGAUGUCCUCCCUUUCUUCCUCUACCACUCGCAAGAUAGAGUAAAACACUGACCAGGAUCAAAUACCAUGUGAGCUUCACAACCUGUAUUUCAGUAGAUUAAAGACAGGGUGUAGACACAAGGCACAUAGAGCCUGUCAGUAGUGUACRGUGCUGCUGUCAGUGGCAUGAAGUGCCCUGAACAGUUACUCGGACAACUUUAUCAGUGAUGAUGCAGAAAAGAAAAAAUUAACACUCCAUUUGUUUUAUCUUGCUGCUGCUGAGCUAUUUCCCCUCUGAAUUAACUGUCUACAGGUGGUAGGUGACAUACUGGCGAUGAGGUGCUUUGCCAGGGAUKUGCGAUGCUGCUGGACAUUGAACAUCUCUAGCUGUAAAACGGUUGCUUGGGGUUAGUGCAGUGGGUUUUCUGACCUGUCUGGCUCCUAAUUUGCUUCAACRGAAGCACUGAGGAGUAUUUUCAGUUUCCACAAAUACAGUUGCUUAAGGAUAAAAGUGGCAUUUCCCAGGAUAUGUAGGAUAUGGGUGCUGGUUCAGGAUAGCAAGCAGGAAGGGAGGAGGGGGGAUGAUAGUGUUGCACAAGGGCAGAAGCGUCCGGAUCUUCAAGGGAAAUAGCUUUCUUGUUACCACCAGUGGGCAUGCUUAGACUGUCUAUAGCCACGCUUCCAGAACCUGAUCCUCAGACCUGAAGACCCAAAGGUGUCUUGGAAAAGCUACACCUUUAUUUGUGAAAGCUACGUACCGCUUUCUUUCUUCCCCACGUAGGAGGAGUGUAGGUCAUUGGUCAUGUGCUGUGGUUGAAACGUGAGGAGUUAGGUCGAGUGUGUUGCUGAAACCUAAAAUGAGAGUCGACGUGUACCAUAGGAUGUGUUUUAUUAGCCUUUUAGAUGUGCUCACCUGUGUGUGCUGCAGUAAAAAUCAUGUGCCUGAAGCUGCCUGCCUUAGGCUGAAGCUUGAAGCGUGAUUUUUCUUUUCCACUUUAGUGCCCUGCUAGGUAAGACCUGACAUUUCCAAUCCUCUGUGCUGUUCUCUAGGGGGAACAGUGGAGGUSAUCUGAGACACUUUGGAUGUGGACCAGCUGAUUUGAAUGAUGCUGUGAGUACAGAAUGAUGCACAUACAAAAUACUGCGAGGGCUUUUGCUGCCUUUAUGAGGUGGUACGAAGGUGUGCAAAGCUGUUUGCAGACAUAUCUUUGUUGUCCUGUUCUGAGGAUGGAUAGCAAACUUAGUGAUGUCCUAGACUUAUAGUGGUGGUCUUUAGUGAGCACUUCUGUUUGUGUAUGAAAGUAUUUUGAAUGCAAGGCAAGCAAUAGAGAGAGUCUGAGCAAUGAUCAUUCAGCAGAGAGAUGGUGUAUGCGGUAGGAUCCCAUUAAGUGGCGAGCAGAAAAGAAAUUAAGCCUCAGUUCUUUCUCUCCCCCCUGUUCUCUGGUGCAAAGGCAGGUUAACUGGCUCUCUGUAAACAUGAACUGGAAGAAAAAAGGCCURACUGGUGACAUCCCUGAGGCAGAACAGGUCUGUAACACGCGGAUGAUAGUCUGGCAGUUUGGAAGUCUAGAGUCCAAGUGCUGAAGCAAAUGACUACAUAGUGAUGGGGAGCAUGGCAGUGGAGCUACAGGGAAGGGAAAAGGCUCCUGUGCACCUUGGCCUGCUUGUGUGGCACAAGUCCUGCUGUUUGAGUGUCCAGCGGGCACAGCCAGCUUGCCCCCCCGAGCAUUGGAGCGUUUUGUAAACUUAUUAGCCCGGCAAGCCUGAUUAGGUGGUGUAGUAUCUAGAAAUAGCAUUUUUUUCCCCCCAURUAUUCCAAAUGGCACCACUGUGAAGCAUGGAGAGUUCAUAGCCUUAGUUCUCAAUGUAAAUCCAUUUUUAGGCUCUGAAAGUAACUGCUAUUUUUACUUGCCGCUCUAAAGCCUCUGGUUGUUUGCUUUCUAAUUUGGAAGAAAGUUCAGCUGUAGGAAGCAAGUUUCCUGUGCUGCUGUUGGUUUUGGAGACAGUGCACUAACGUAUUUUGGCAUAACAAAUACUAGUCAGGCAAGAGUAAGAGCAGUGCCCUAAAGGGUUGAGAGUAUUAAAGUAUGUUAUUCCUUGGAGCAUGUGGCUACUUYUAGCCAGGACGUGCAAGCCCGUUCACUCACGGGCACACUCGAGCAUUCUUGGUCCUUAAUUGCCUGUAGUCACAGUCCCUGCUCGGUGACUUUUUGCAGAGACUUUCUUCUUAGCUGAGUAUUGGAGCUGCUAAGGAGAUGCUAAGCAGAGCUUCACACCAAUGGAACAAGCAACAGACAGCAGCAGUGCCUGGAGAAAAGCAUUAGGAGGCUCCCGUCCACAAUGUUUUUGUCUUUCCUACUUUUUACAUAUACCUGAGCAUCUUAGGGGCCUCAAAAGCACACACUCAUACAAAAAGACCUUCGUACAAAUGUUGUUCCCAAAACAAACCUGCUUGUGCUGUUGCCAACACAACAUCUUGCCUUGCAGGCAACCACUUUCCACUGCAGAGGAAGAAACGUAGGGUGGUAAGAAACAUUGCUGCUGCCUUUAAUUUAAGGAAGCCUUUUUUUAACUUUUGUGAUUUAAUUGAAAGUGCUAGAAAUGGCUCUGUCAACCAGUGAGGGAGCUGAAGCAAAACUUCUGGUCUGCUUUCCUGCUUGUGACCCUCAACUCUUAGUGGAGAAGGCUGCGUUCCACCGUGUCCUGCAUGGCUCUCUCCUUGCCGCAGCAACGCCUUCUGUUUGAGAGCUUAUCCUAGAUACMGUUAUGCUGAUGCUCCUGGAAAUACAUGGAAAGGGGAGAUGUCUGCUMAGUAGCAUGGCAUGCCGCUCUCCUCCCUCCUGCUGCAAGGACUAUUGAGGUAGCUUGCGUUCCCCACUUGACAGCAUGUGUUUAGAGAACAUGGGCAAGGGGGGCUGUGCAUCAUGUGUGCCCCUGCUUCACUCUGGCGAGCCUGUUAGUGUUCAUUCUUGUUGACUUUAAGGAGAAAAAAAAAAAACAACUUGUUAUUUAUCUGGAGGUUUAUAUUGAGUUCCUUUGACUUUCUUCUGACUUUGGAUUCCCCUUGCCUUGCUUUUGUCAUCAGGCUGUCGUAACUGAUGUAGACAGGAACAAUCCUUUUCAGCCGUCCCUAGUCUGCGAGUUGGGUACCCAUGUGCCUGCGUUGCCAGAAAGCAUCUGAAAAGCCCUCAUUAAGUUCAAAUAAUACUUAGACAAAAUCA